CGAACCCGUUCUAAGGCCACUCUACUCAUUGAACGAAAAAAUAUCAACAAAAACUUAUUUGUUUGUUUUAUAGGGCAGAAAAAAACACAACGAACGUGCAAUCACAUUUAAUAAACGUGGCAACAGAGCAAAGGAUUAACUUACAGGAUCAGAGCCGUGAGAGAUAACCGAAAAUAGAUUGUAAACAAACCGAUCGCUAGGAAUAGGAAUAGGAAUCGGAAAGAAGCGGUCUCGUCGUCAUUGACCUAGAAAACAGCCGCUGCCGCUGUCGCUGCCAUUGCCAAAAGUCGCGUCGCCGGCCACAGAACUUAACAACCAGUACUUCCCAGAUCGGGCACCGGACGCCGGACACGUGCAUCGCAUCGCCAGUAUGGCUAGCCGACAGAUGACCAACGACCACCUGCGCCUCUCCUGGCACGACACCCAGAUGAUGGCCACCCUCAGUCCGCAGAGCGUCAUGGACUACUUCUGUCGCAAAUCCAAUCCCUUUUACGAUCACAUAUGCAACAACGAGACCAUUCGGAUGCAGCGUUUGGGAGCGGAGCACCUACACAACAUGAUCGGCCUGGAGUACAUCUUGCUGCAUGUGGCCGAGCCCAUUCUGUAUGUUAUCCGCAAACAGCAUCGACACAAUCCCUCGGAGGCGACACCCAUUGCUGACUACUACAUCAUCGGCGGCACUGUCUACAAGGCCCCUGAUCUGGCAAACGUCAUCAAUGCUCGUAUACUCAAUACCGUUGUGAAUCUGCAGUCCGCUUUCGAGGAAGCCAGCAGCUAUGCCCGCUACCAUCCCAAUAAGGGUUACACCUGGGACUUUUCCACCAACAAAGUUUUGUCUGAGAAAUCCAAGGCGGACAAGAAGGACGCCAAUGCGGCAAAGGAGGAAAACAGUGGCACCCUGUUUCAGAAACAGCGUGUGGACAUGCUGCUUGCCGAACUGUUGCGCAAAUUUCCGCCACCAAUUCCGCCCAUGUUGCAGAACAUUCAGCAGUCGGCGAUAGCGGGAGAAGAUAUCAAUGCAGCCGCUGAACUGAACAACGCCACUGGACCUCUGGACAUCAAAACCGAAGGAGUGGACAUGAAGCCUCCGCCCGAGAAGAAGACCAAGUGAUUAUGUUAACGUGUAUUCAAACUGGGGGAAGAGAUUAAAGUACACUUAACUUAGACCUAGACUAAGGCUACACUCGAAA
Messenger RNA from Drosophila serrata, 1190 nucleotides. RefSeq names its product mediator complex subunit 6 (gene MED6). NCBI's taxonomy places the organism in Eukaryota, Metazoa, Arthropoda, Insecta, Diptera, Drosophilidae. Gene Ontology annotation, biological process: regulation of transcription by RNA polymerase II. Gene Ontology annotation, cellular component: mediator complex. Gene Ontology annotation, molecular function: transcription coregulator activity. The record is from RefSeq and is a predicted model, not a curated record.